AUGUCUCCAGCCGCAGCUUGCUGCACAUGCGCCACCCUGCUUUCAGAUACCAAGAUUCCAUAUUCUCUCGAUUCAGAAAAGCCUUUGACCUUUGAUAGAAGUCUCGAAUGCUGUGGCCGGACGAUUUGUGCGUCUUGUCAGUACGACAAUCCUCGCUUCCAGACUUAUUGUCCUUUUUGCCAAAUAUCCUGUGGUCCUAAUCCACUCCCUUCAAAUGGCUUGCGGUUGCCACCGUCAUAUUCAACGUCUUCAAACAGCAACGCACAUCAACCAGUGGAUCUACCUCCUCCGUACACAUCGAUCAGAGCAACAACAGCCGCUGGAAGCCAGCCACCUGAGACAGAUGAUGUUAUUCACUACCUGACUGCGGAUGACUCUAUUCUCUCCCUCUCUCUGGCGUAUCAAGUACCUGCAGCCGUCCUUCGGACACAUAAUGGUGUAUAUAACGACAACCUGAUGGCGGCACGGAAGUGGGUUUUAAUACCGCGCUCUUAUUAUCAAGGUCCGCCUCUGUCAUCGCCUCCGGAUCCAGAGGAGGAAGAGCGAAAGAACAAAGUUCGGAGGUGGAUGGUUGCCACGAAAUGUCCAGACUACGAUGUUGCCAAACUAUACCUGAAGGGUAGCGAGUACGAUUUGGAAGUAGCGGUGGAAGCUUUCAAAGCUGAUGAGCAAUGGGAAAAGGAGCAUCCUAUGAAGGGAAAGCAAAGAGCUCGUCCAGGGCGACUGCGGCAGAAAAUGCAAGUCGACGGAAACGGUGGAGAUCCUAACAAGCAGGUUUAUUGCAAGAAGUCAUCAGCCAAGGCAUCCUACAGAACAGGGACUCCCUAA
Endocarpon pusillum Z07020 is the source of this 828-nucleotide messenger RNA. RefSeq lists its product as uncharacterized. The coding region runs from base 1 to 828 and encodes 275 amino acids. NCBI's taxonomy places the organism in Eukaryota, Fungi, Ascomycota, Eurotiomycetes, Verrucariales, Verrucariaceae. The record is from RefSeq and is a predicted model, not a curated record. The transcript is spliced from 2 exons.